UUCUUCUUUUGAUGACGACUUGCAUGAUUGCAGGACAGAUAGUUGAAAUUUGCAAAUAGGACACACUCGCUCGAGCCGAGAAAUUGGAAAUAGCACCUUACUUAUCGAGAUUUCUUUAUGCCAGCUUAACCCAAGGAUGGCCACGGCGGCUGGCCGCUCCAGAGAGCCGACGCCCAGCACGAUGCGCACCUGGCACGUAGUCGCGCUCGCUGCGGUCGUGCGGGCGGUGCUAAUAUGCUGGGCAGAGUACCAGGAUAGCCGGAUGGCCGUCAAGUACACAGAUAUCGACUAUGUCGUCUUCACGGACGCAGCGCGGUUCGUGGCGAACGGGGGCUCACCCUACCAGCGCGCGACGUAUCGCUAUUCGCCGCUGCUAGCGUACUUGGUGCUGCCCAACAUCUGGCUGCACCCGGUUUUUGGCAAGGUGCUUUUCUCCACAGCCGACCUGUUGGUCGCGGGCCUCCUUUCCCACCUGCUGCGCGCAACCGGCGCCUCGCCGCGCCUCCGCGCCAUCGCCACUGCAGCCUGGCUGUUCAACCCCUACACAGCCACCAUCAGCACGCGCGGCAGCUGCGACGUGCUGAGCGUGCUGCUGCUGCUGGGCCUGCUGGUCAUGCUGCUGCAUGGAGCUGACGUGGCGGCGGGCGCGUUGUACGGACUCGCCGUACACUUCCGCAUCUAUCCCGUCAUCUACGGACCGGCUAUCGUACUGUUCCUGCUGCGACGCGCCGCCGUACGGCAGGGCCUGGUCCGGCUUCGCCCGGGCAAUGCCAGCAGCAGCAGCAGUAGCAGCAGCAGUAGCACUGGAGGCGGCGGGAGGGGCAGUCUGCGGCAGUGGGCGGGGGCGGUGCGGCCGGCGGCGGCGUUCUGCCUGGCGGCAGCGGCAACGUUUGCGGUUCUAGGCGCCGCGUUCUAUUAUUUGUACGGGAACGCGUUUUUGAAUGAGGCGUUCCUGCACCACCUGGGUCGGAAAGAUCCCCGCCACAAUUUUUCGCCAUACUACUACCCAAUUUACCUGCAAGGCUAUGCCGCUGCUGCGCCCGGCAGUAGCAGCAGUAGCAGCGCCGCCGGGCUUGCAGCCGGCGGCGAUGGGGCUACAUCCAUGCCGCCGCCACCGCCGCGCCCGGGCCAAGAUGGGGCGGCAACAGCAGCAGCAGCUGCUGUUGAGCUGGCGGCGCGACUGCUACAGCCGCUGUGGGGCCUGAUGGAGCGGCUACUGCCGCUGCAGGAGCCGUGGCGGCUGGCGGCGGCGCCGCAGGCGGUGGCGCUGAUGGCGCUGUCAGCGGCCUAUCACGCGGACCUGCCCUCCGCCUGGCUGCUGCAGACCUGGGCCUUCGUGACCCUGAACAAGGUGGUCACGGCGCAGUACUUUGUGUGGUACCUGUGCCUGCUGCCGCUGGCGCUGCCGGCCCUGGCGGCGCAGACGGCCGUGCCCGCGGCGGCGCUGGUCGGCGGCGGCGCGGUGUGGGUGGCGGCGCAGCUGCACUGGCUGGGCUGGGCGUACCAGCUGGAGAUGAAGGGCCGCUCUGUGCAUGUGGGGCUGUGGGCUGCCGGGCUGGUGUUCCAGCUCGCCAACACCGCCGCCGUCGUGCUGCUGGCGCGGGCACUCAAGGGCGCGGGUGCGGCGGCGGCGGCGGCGCCCAAGGCGGCGGCGGGCUCCGCGGGCCCGCAGGCGGCGCCGCUGACGGCAGGGCAUGGCGAUGCGGCGGGCGUGGAGGAUGAGGGUGGCGAGGAUGAGGGCGGCGAGGGUGCGGGCGGUGAGGGCGGUGGGCGGCGGCAGGUGCUGUCGUUCCUGGAGGCCAGCCUACGGGUGCAGGGUGUUCUGGCGCCGCCGCCGGGGGGGCAGCGCCUGGGCCCCGGGUUCGUGUCGCCGGAGCGCAAGCAGCAGUAGCGGGCUGGCCAGGAGCAGGCGGGCUGGGCGCAUGCAGGCUGGGAGCGGGCACAUCAGGAGCAGGCGGGGCAAUGGCGGACACAAGCAGGAGCCUUCAUUCCAUGCACACGCAACGCAAUGCCUUCAUUUCAUGCACCCACAACGCAAUGGUGGCUGUGGACCCUGGGUACCUCUUGACCACGGCGCGGCACGGUCUAGGUUUGCAAGUACAGUUUCGCACCGUGUCCGCCUUGUCUGCAUGCAUGCGCCAAUGCAUUGGCCGUACGAACACAUCGCACGUGCACGUGUACGAACGCAUCGGACGGACUAAUGAACGAGAUUCGGUGCGGCAACAAGGGCUGCUGCGAAGAGUAGUGGCCGCAGCCGUAUGUGUCCUAAGUGGAUGGCGAAUCGCCAUGCCAGCCAACCGGGUACACACAUACCGCAUGCGCACCCCAGCGUUUCAGCAGGUGGCAAGCGGCAUGUAAGGGCAAGAUAGGGCGGAGCUGGCAGGGGCAGGCAGCGCGGCUGGUGUGAAGUAAGACUGAGCAGGCGUGGUUACACACAGGGACGGGCUGGCGCCGUAUUUGCGGCUCUGUGUGGCGGUGUGGCCCCUGUGUGUGAUUGUUGUGUGCAUGCUGCAGUGCGCCAUGGUCGCACCUGUGUGCUGAGUUGUUGACGGCGUUGGUAGCAGCAGUGGGCUUAACCGUAUAAGGGCGGAUGAGGUGACGGGCGGAUGAGGUGACGGGGGCAGAGUGCUACUGAGGCCUGCGUUGCAAUAGUAGCAGCCCAGCAGGCUAGGUGCAAAGGUGUUGGCAUGUUGAUCGUCGGUUGCACCCAGACCUUCAGAAGGCAAUGUCGAGUCCGGUAUGCAACAUCGUGCGUUGUGUCCGUUGUCCACUCAUGCU
Molecule: messenger RNA, 2778 nt
Organism: Chlamydomonas reinhardtii
Lineage: Eukaryota; Viridiplantae; Chlorophyta; Chlorophyceae; Chlamydomonadales; Chlamydomonadaceae
Exons: 4
Coding region: 182-1891 (569 amino acids)
Biological process (GO): GPI anchor biosynthetic process
Cellular component (GO): glycosylphosphatidylinositol-mannosyltransferase I complex; membrane
Molecular function (GO): GPI mannosyltransferase activity; alpha-1,4-mannosyltransferase activity
Source: RefSeq, a predicted model, not a curated record